AACAGAAAGAUAAAAUUGAAAAACACCAAUCAUAGAGCUUUUUUCAUCAAUUUGGCAGAGAGAAUAGGAACAGAACAAAUUGAACAUUUGUCAAUGAAAACCCUUCCUUAACAACUGUUCCUGCAAAUUCUCAACAUUUAAAUCAAUCCAUCAUAAUCCAUAUAAACCUUUAAUUACCCACUAACAUUUCUCAAUUAAAAUACUAGUAUAGUUCUACUUGUAUAUUAUUAAAUCAAAUCAAACUAUAUCAUUUCAUCAUCAAUAAUGUUUAAUUUCGAGUUGAAAAAGUGAGAACGCUACGGCACUGUUUUGUUUCUACGCAACCUUCAAUCACGUAAGUUCUUUCUUUCUAUCACAGUGAUUCUUGCUUCUGGUUAUGCUUGAUGAUGGUUUGCUGGAUUCAUAUUGAGUGGUGAAAUGGUGAUUGAUUAUUGAGAUGUUAGUUACUUUUAGCUGUAUAUAAUAUAAUCUGUGUUUUUUGGAAUUUGGUAUUUGAUUGAUAUGUACUGGUUUGAAAAGUAGUGUUUUUUGUCUGUGGAAGAGAUUGCUUGAUUAAUUAGGAAUUAGUUAGGAUGGAUUUGCAGAAUAAUAUGCAGCCUGAAUUGGGAAAAUUGGAGCAGAUUGUUUAUCAAUUUCUUUUGAAGUGUUUACACAUCAUUUUGGAUUCAAGGGUACCGUUGUUACGUCAACAUGAUAGAAGCGGUGAGUUAUCAAUGGGUGGUUCUCGUGUGAAGAGGAGUGAUAAAUGGUUUAAUUUCGCCUUAGGUGAUCGACCGUCUGCUCUUGAUAACUUGAACUUUUGGCAUAGGAAUUUGAUGGAUCCAAUGAUAAUUGACAUUAUACUAGUUCAUCAAGAGAAUGGUUCUUCUGUUGAGACAGUUAUUGAGAGGUGGAAUGUUCAAUAUGAAUGUCCAAGAGGAAUGGCUCCUCAAACUAGUGACACUACUGUCUCUUACAAGAAAACAUACCAGAAGUCGAUUAUACUGUUUCGUGCGCUUUAUUCUCAAAUGAGGCUUCUCCCAACUCAUAAGAUAUUUAGGCAACUAAGUGCAACAAAUCAUAGUUGUAAUUUUGAUAUUGUCUAUAAGGUAUCUUCCUUUAGUGAUCCAUUUUCUAGGGAAGAAGGAGGGAUGAUGGGAGAAUAUAUUUUCACACCCAUUGACGCGCUUCCAGGACGCCUUAGCUUAUCUGUGACUUACCGUACUACAUUAUCUGAUUUCAACCUUCAGUGUUUAACAUUACCAACAAAAAUAAUCGCUGAUUAUGUUGGAAGCCCGAAUACCGAUCCUUUAAGGUAUUUCCCUUCUUCAGUAAAGGGUGUUCGUGCGCCUCCGUCUUCUUCGCCACUUGAACGCCCUCAUAGCUGGACGCCUGGUUUUCAUAAAGCAGCGCCUUUUGUACAGAACCAUCAGUAUGUUGGAUCACCACCGGCACAUCGUGGUUCUCACAAGCCAUUUGAUUUUCCAUCUCCACCUACUGAUAAUUUCAAUAAUAGAUAUCAUAACCGUCGAAUACAAAGUCGGUCAAGGUCUACAAGUUAUGAUGAGUAUCAACUUUCUCCUCCAUUCUCAUCCUCACCAUCUCCUUCACCACCUAUACAUAUUGGCAAUACGUUGCAUACCCGUAUGCGCUCUGAAACAGCACCUGUGACUAUACCUCAUCCCAUGAUGGGAAAAAGCUCUAGAAAUCUUUCUCCUAAUUUUUUAGAUCCUAAUAGAAAUUCUCUGCCUCCAUUAUCUCCCAGAAGGAAUGAUACAUCGUCACAUGAGUCUCCAUCUGGAAUCAGGUCAUUCAGGAAAAUAGAAUCUCUAAAGAUUGGUCAAAAGAUUGUCAGAGAUAGCAAGGAUGAUUCGGGGCGGUUCUCUGGAUUGUUAUCUUCUAGUGACUCACCACGCAUUGGAGCUUCGAGAACAUCAAGUAGUAGAUUAUCUUUUCAGGAUGACUUGGAUGAUGGUGACUUUUCGUGUCCUUUUGAUGUUGAUGAUGUUGACCCUCCCAAUGUUCUGUCAAGCCAUAAUGUGGAUGGGAGGAAGAGUGCUUUGGAGUCCCCUUCAACAUCAUUACCAAUAGGGAGAAAAUCACAAGAUGCUGCUGUUGGUGUUCUUGUGCACAUGCUUAGAACAGCGCCUCCUUUGCGCCAAGAUUCAAGCUGUUAUUCAUCACAUUCCCUGAAGGCUGAGCUCGAUGGAGGAGUUGCUACCGCUUCCGGAUUCUUCAUGCCUCGAAAGACAACUGAUGCACUUGAAGAGCUUAGGAGUUACAGAGAAAUGAGAGACCUUCUUCUUUCCAAGAGUGGUACUCGGAUCCUGAAAAGAGAUGAAACUUAAGCAUGAUCAUGUGUUGAGGGAGUUGAUGCUGACUUAGGAGGGGUACUAAUUACAAGUUAUACAGAACAAGCGCAUGGGGAAAGAAAUCAGACUGAUGAAUUUUUGUACAUAUAUUGACUUUAUGAUUGGCUAGAAACACCAAAGUUAUUAUUUUAUCAUCAUGAUUAAAAUACUUCUAAUUUGCUAUAAUCUCAUAGACAUUAGAAGUAGUUUGGAUGAAAGGUUGUUGAAUUUAUUUGUAAAGAUGCACAUAUGCUUCUGUUGAAAUGUUGAAUUUUAAGUAGAAAUUAGAAAUUUUGUGGAGUUCGGGAGAGGUA
Messenger RNA from Medicago truncatula (barrel medic), 2644 nucleotides. RefSeq names its product autophagy-related protein 13a. Bases 573 to 2327 code for a protein of 584 amino acids. Gene Ontology annotation, biological process: mitophagy; autophagosome assembly; tRNA aminoacylation for protein translation. Gene Ontology annotation, molecular function: ATP binding; aminoacyl-tRNA ligase activity. Gene Ontology annotation, cellular component: phagophore assembly site; cytosol; Atg1/ULK1 kinase complex. Lineage: Eukaryota; Viridiplantae; Streptophyta; Magnoliopsida; Fabales; Fabaceae. The transcript is spliced from 4 exons. The record is from RefSeq and is a predicted model, not a curated record.